Xyrauchen texanus (razorback sucker) is the source of this 2361-nucleotide messenger RNA. Its product is annotated as growth hormone receptor-like. The transcript is spliced from 9 exons. Bases 271 to 2043 code for a protein of 590 amino acids. Gene Ontology annotation, cellular component: external side of plasma membrane. Lineage: Eukaryota; Metazoa; Chordata; Actinopteri; Cypriniformes; Catostomidae. The record is from RefSeq and is a predicted model, not a curated record. Gene Ontology annotation, biological process: cytokine-mediated signaling pathway. Gene Ontology annotation, molecular function: cytokine receptor activity; protein binding.
CUCCCUUCUACAAAUCCUGUCAACACCUUCCUGCUCGUAAUAUCUGAAAACCCUCAACGCGGUUACAUAUUCAGCAGUAUUUCCGAAAAAAUGUUCGGGUGAUUUAUUGGGGUGUCAUCCUGCCACGAAAUUGCAUCGUUAAAGUAAAGAAUAUCGAGGGACCCGCAGCACGCAAGUCUGGUGAUCCGGAUGAACGAACUGUUGAAAAAGUAAACUCGCAACAGAUUUAGUCGCGGACAACUUCUCUGGGUCUGAGAGACAGCAGAAGCUAUGGCUUUCUCUCUCUCUCUCAGUCUACUCUGUCUGGGCUUGCUGUGUGGGAACGGACUGGUUUCUGCACGCGGAUCUGAGCUGUUUGCACCAGAUCCAUCCAGAGGUCCCCAUUUCACUGGCUGCCGAUCCAGAGAGCAGGAGACCUUCCGCUGUUGGUGGAGCGCUGGGACUUUUCAGAACCUCACUGAGCCUGGAUCCCUCAGGGUCUUCUAUCACACCAAAAAUGCCCUCUCUAGUGAGUGGCAGGAGUGUCCUGACUACUCGUCCACCGUGGAGAACGAGUGCUACUUCAACAAGACCUUCACACACAUCUGGACCUCCUACUGCAUCCAGCUGCGCUCAGUUCCCCAGAAUAUAACCUAUGAUGAGGACUGCUUUACAGUGGAAAACAUAGUGCAUCCUGACCCACCAAUUGGGCUGAACUGGACUCUACUGAACGUCAGUCGCUCUGGGUUGCACUUUGAUGUUCUUGUGCGCUGGGCUCCGCCUCCAUCAGCAGAUGUGCAGAUGGGCUGGAUGAGUCUGGUGUACCAGGUUCAGUAUCGAGUCAGGAACACAUCCAAUUGGGAGAUGCUGGACCUGGAGAGUGGCACACAGCAGUCUAUCUAUGGCCUGCACACUGACAAAGAGUAUGAAGUUCGAGUGCGCUGCAAGAUGUCGGCCUUUGAUAACUUUGGCGAAUUCAGCGACAGCAUCAUUAUGCAUGUGGCACAGAUACCAAUUAAAGAAUCUUUGUUCCCAACAACGUUAGUGCUGAUUUUUGGAGUGGUAGGGGUGAUGAUCCUUCUUAUCCUUUUCAUCUUCUCCCAGCAGCAGAGGUUGAUGGUGAUCUUUUUACCUCCUAUUCCUGCACCUAAAAUUAAGGGCAUUGACCCAGAGUUGCUAAAGAAUGGAAAGCUUGACCAGCUAAACUCCUUGCUGAGCUGCCAGGAUAUGUACAAGCCUGGCACGUACCAUGAAGAUCCAUGGGUGGAGUUCAUCCAACUAGACAUGGAUGACCCUGCAGAGAAAACAGAGAGUUCUGAUACAAAACAUCUUCUAGGCCUGUCCCACUCAGGCUCCUCUCACAUCCUCAAAAGUGACGACGAUUCAGGUCGCUCCAGCUGCUAUGACCCGGAAAUCCCAGACCCUGAGGACUUGCUCACAGCGUCCCUACUGCCUGGCCAUUCAGGUCGGGGGGAGCACCAUCCUCUGGUUACUAGGAGCAGUUCAUCCACCCCUAGUCUUCAGCAAACAUCUGAAGGGGUGGAGACACCCAUUCAAACACAACCCACUGCACCAAGCUGGGUUAACAUGGACUUUUACGCCCAAGUAAGUGAUUUCACAUCUGGCGGAAGAGUGGUGCUCUCGCCCGGACAACUGAACAUCUCAGAGAAGAAGAAAGAGAAAGAGGAGAAGAUACAGUCCCAGCUUGUUUCCAAUGGAGCUUACACCUCAGCUGCUGAUGUGCCCUCCAGCCCUGGUCCUGAGCAAGGAUACCAAGUAUUUCCAUCUCAGGCUGUUGAGGGGAACCUCGGCUGGAAUGGGGAGUACCUGGCUUCUCCCAGUGAGUCCCAAACACUGUAUCUUUUACCUGAAGCUCCAACAGUUUCAGACUAUACUGUAGUACAGGAGGUGGAUGCCCAGCACAGUCUGCUCCUGAAUCCUUCUGCCCCACAACCUGCAGUCUGCGCGCAGAGCCCAAACAAACUCCUCCCUGCCAUGCCAGCAAUGCCAAUGGGGUACCUCACCCCAGAGCUCUUGGGCAAUCUGUCCCUCUGCAGGGAGUAGAAAGUCAUUAGUUGAGGUCACGUUCUACCUUUUUCACUGCUGCUAACCAAAGUUGCAUAAUGGGGAAACAUGGGACAGAAAUUCCAUUGCUGUUUUCUUGGAAUUCUGCAAAUGUUUUUAUUGGGAUUGGGUUUUCUCUGCUGUAGGCUACAAAGCGGAUAAGGCUGAAAGUAUUUUUAAAAAGAUAUUUAGUCUAAAAAUUCUGUCAUUUACUCACCCUCAUGUUGUUCCAAACCAGUAUACUAUGAAUGAGGCUGUCCUUCUGUUCCACAAAAGAAAGAAAGGCAUGAAAGACUUUUCAUAUUUGUGUGAGCUAUC